AUGACGGAUGAAGGUGACAACAGUCUCGACAAGAUCGUUCUGAUCUUUACGAUUAUCCGCGGCGAGAAGGAAUUUGUUGACGACUUUGUCAAUAUCUCGGAGAAUCAGAGAUAUGCGUUCACUCCACCAGAUUCAGACCAUGACCCCGAAAGGCUUUGGAAAGGUGUGGAAGCCUUUGAUCUUGUGCCAGUGCGUGAGCCCGAACCACCAUGGUUAAUUAUGGAAUGGGUUCCUGACGACCUGCGCUCACUUCUGCCUCUUGAAAAUGAUCAAAAACCCAUUCUCUUGGGUGACGUGAGCGCCGGCCUCGCCUUUAUGCAUCUCAACGGAUACGCGCAUCGUGACCUCAAACCGGAGAAUAUUCUCAUUCGCUGGGACCAUUCGAUGAAGCGCAAUGUUGCAAAGAUCACCGAUGUCGGUGUGUCGAAGUACCACGCUGCAAGCCAUAUGCAUACCUUCGUGGGAUCUGCUGUGUAUGCGGCCCCUGAAAUAUGGGAAACUGAGCGGCGCUACACGCAUACUGUGGAUCUGUGGUCGUUUGGUAUAAUUGCUCUUGAGCUGCUGGUUGAAUGCGAAUUUACUCACGAGGGACUGUCGGAAUCUCGAUUCCAAAGUUGGGCAUCAGAGUCAGUUUGGCCCAGGGUGGAACUGGCACCAACAGAAUUCUCGCCACUACUGAAAGGUCUGUUGCAAACCGACCCGGAAAAGCGAUGGACAGCUGCCAAGGCCGAGAUGUGGCUUACAAAGUAUGUCGGGCCGAGUGGAAAUGAGGUGAACGAUUCUGAAGGAGAUGAUGUUUCAUCCAUUAGCAGCUUCAAGCGGAGUCGCAACCACACCUUAUCAACUACUCGGGCAGAGGCAGCAAAGAACAACUCGCUGCCCGAUACCGAACCUUGGGGUUCGCCUAUUUGA
Molecule: messenger RNA, 912 nt
Organism: Metarhizium acridum CQMa 102
Lineage: Eukaryota; Fungi; Ascomycota; Sordariomycetes; Hypocreales; Clavicipitaceae
Source: RefSeq, a predicted model, not a curated record